Molecule: messenger RNA, 881 nt
Organism: Brassica oleracea var. oleracea
Lineage: Eukaryota; Viridiplantae; Streptophyta; Magnoliopsida; Brassicales; Brassicaceae
Exons: 3
Coding region: 20-661 (213 amino acids)
Biological process (GO): xylem development
Source: RefSeq, a predicted model, not a curated record
UUAUUCCUCCUUUCUCCACAUGAUGGAUACAUUCUUUUGUAAUACUUAUGAACAAAAUCACGCCCCUUUCGAUCAUCAGGAUGAUGUUGUUGAUAUUUAUGAUCAUGAUCAUCAUCAUGCUGGUGAUCAUGAAGAAGAGAGUGGAUGGACAACUUAUCUCGACGAUUUCUCAAAUCAAUACAGAACUCAUUGUGAAGACAGCGAUCAUCAAGACAAGAGUUCUUGUUCGCUCCUUGGUGUGUCUUCUUCUCUGAUCUCCGACGCCGCCACUGACGCCUUUUCCGGCCGGAACUUUCCAGUUAAUUUUCCUGCCAAGUUGAAGUUUGGGAAAGCAAGAACCAAAAUGAUUUGUGAGGAUGACUCUCUAGAGGACACGGCUAGCUCUCCGGUUAAUAGCCCUAAGGUCAGUCAGGUUGAACAUAUUCAGACGCUUCCUAGAAAAACUGAGGACUAUGUCUCUUCUAGUUUCGUUAUGAGAACUACGAGAGGCAUGGUGGAUAAUCAGAUCCAAAUCCAAGAAGGGUAUGAACAAAGUACGACGAUGACGACAAAUCUUGGAGAAGGAAACAUCAACAGCAAUAACAACAAUAUGGACUUGAGGAAUAGAGGAUUAUGUGUCGUUCCUAUUUCCAUGUUGGCUAACUUUAAUGGUCGCUUCUGAAUGAUAAUCAAUUCUAAUUUAAACACCCUUGUGAACUUGGUGGUGUUUAUAUAUGUACCCGUCUUGAAUAUAUUUGCUUGACGUGGGUACAUCGUGGUGUGUAAGUGAUUAAUUAUAUAUGUAUAGUUUGUGUAAAUAUAUGUAAGCGCAUAUCGGUGGGAUAUUUGUAAAUCCUACAACGAAUAUGUUUGUAAGCAUUUCAAAGAGCUACCAUUUCAUA